This is a messenger RNA of Procambarus clarkii (red swamp crayfish), 5355 nucleotides long. Lineage: Eukaryota; Metazoa; Arthropoda; Malacostraca; Decapoda; Cambaridae. The record is from RefSeq and is a predicted model, not a curated record.
ACCUGUAGUAUAUUAUAAAGCUCAUAUGAAGUAAGACUUGAGGCUCCAUCUCGAGAAGGAGGAGCAAGACUGGUUUUGUUUUUGCUUAAGCCGACAUUGUGACGUGUGUUGGGAGCCAUGUUGAGGUGAAAGUGUUUUUGUGGGUGGACUUUGUCACAGAUUUUGGUGUGUGGUGUUGGAGCGAGGCUGCCGAGGCCGCCGUGUGAGGGACGCCAGGCGCUCACUGCCUCACUCGUCAUGAUCAACAUGUGGAAAGUCAGGGAACUUACCGAGAAAGUCACCAACAUGGUGAUGAACUACACAGAGGUGGAAGCCAAAGUUCGUGAAGCCACAAAUGAUGAAGCUUGGGGGCCAACAGGACCCCAGAUGCAAGAGUUAGCACAGUCAACAUUUUAUUAUGAACAGUUUCCCGAAGUUAUGGGCAUGCUGUGGAAGCGCAUGCUGCAAGAAAACCGAGCAGCAUGGCGACGCACUUACAAGUCUCUACUGCUUCUCAAUUACCUAGUUCGUAAUGGCUCUGAGAGGGUAGUCACAUCUGCUCGAGAACAUAUUUAUGAUCUAAGGACACUAGAAAACUUUAAGUACAUAGAUGAGCAUGGCAAAGAUCAAGGAUUGAACAUUAGGGUGAAGGCAAAGGAUCUAAUUGACUUCAUUCAAGAUGACAACAGGUUGCGGGAGGAGCGCAAGAAGGCCAAGAAGAACAAGGACAAAUAUGUUGGUGUUUCCUCGGACUCCAUGGGAUUCCGUGGCUCUAAUCAAAGUGAUUGGGACAAUUGGGGAAGCAGUCGAAGAAAACAAGAUGAAUCUGAAUUAGGAUCAUCACGCUUUGAAGAUUCACCUAAUGCCAGUGGUGAUGAAGUGGAAGAUACUGCAGAUCCUGUAAAUGAAUAUCGUGAUGAGGAGAUGAGUCCCAAAUCUGGCAGAACAUCAGUCACUGCCACCCCCAUCACAUCCAUCACCAAAGCCUCAACAGCUCCUCCUGCCAAAAAAUCUUCUAAACCCUCAAAGAUGGUGGAUUUAGGAGCAGCUGCAACUUUUGGGAAGGAUGCUUCACAAUCACAGUCACAAGCACCUGCAACACAAUCACAAAGUAAUGACCUAUUGGACGACUUGUUUGGAAAUGCGACCAGCAAUGGUACAUCUAGUCCAGCCAAAACCUCCCCAAGCGGUGCUGAAGAUGAUUUUGAUCCCAGAGCAGGUGAAGCUGGCAGUUUAAACAACAAGGCUGAUUUUGGUGACUUUAGUGUUGCUUUUACAAAUAAUGCAGCAGAGGCUUCAGGGAAUGAUGAUUUUGCAGACUUUUCCUCGUUUCCUCAUGAAUCGGCAAGAACAGUUGCUACUGGUGGCUCCUCAAAUGCUUCCUUACUGAUGGGAAUGACCCCCACUCCAGCUGCCUGUGCUUCUUCCUCAACUACCCCUGCAGUAUCUGGGGCAGCAAGUGUUCCCUCCAGUAAUAACAUGGACCUUUUGCAAGGUAUUUUAGGACCUGCCACAUCUUCCACCCACUCUACCCCAUCAGCAGCUAUGAUUCCCUCAACUGGUGCUACUAACACUGAUAUGGGAGCAUUUGUAGGCGGGCUUGCAGGACUUACACUCUCGCCAACAGCUGCUGCCCCCAUGACGCCAGCUAUGCCAACAUCAAGAAGCCAGGAAAGCAACCUUGAUAAUGUGAGAGAAGAUAAACGAAAAAAGGAUUACAAAGACGAGGAAGAAGUAAUAAGUGGAGAAGAUGAGGUUAAGAUUCAAGAUGUAAAACCUAUCCUUGGUAGGCAGAAAACUAUUUUAAGAUGCCUGGAAGAGGAGCUGGCAAAAUCUGACCCAAAUCCCUCUUUGAUUGUGGCUUCUCUGGAGACAGUUAUUAACUUCCUACCUGGAGAAUUGACCCCACAGCAGUAUGCAGGUUUGGACCAACCUAGUCAACAGGCACAGGUGUUUUAUAAAUAUAUCUGUGCCACAAAUGUUGCCAUGGUAGUACAAAAUUUUUUGAAUAAUGGAGUCCUUAAGAAAAAUUAUGAAUGCAAGAAAUUGUUUUACAACUUUUUGGAAACUUGUUAUCUAGAAGAAAGUGUUGGUGCAUUACUGAUCAUACUAAAUGAGAAAAACUUGGAAAAAGCAACAGUUGUAGGAGAUUUGUUGGAGAGAGUGAUAUUAUCAGAUGCCUAUUUAUUCUGUCUGCUGAGACAGUGCUCGCUCUUUGUGAAAAAGGAAAGGCAAUUAGCUGUGUGGGAGGAAACUGUUAGACUUCUCACUUCCUUGCCAGAAAAAGUUGCAAAUAAACUCCAGAACAAAAUUCCCAAAACCUUUAUACCAAGAAUAUAUGGCAAAGUUGUGGCCUAUCACAUUCUGCAGGCUAUAUAUUUUAUAGCUGAUGGGCUCAUCCAUCAUAUUCCUAGUAACAUUGAGGCCAUUGGUAAACUUCUUGGUCAGUUGUGUUAUGUUAGUGAUGCACAAGCUGUGCUCACUCCUUUUGUCCACUGGGUGAAAAGGUGGUCGAGCAAAAACCACGUAGUUGUGAGAAUCACACACAGACUAUUCCAACAUAUCUCGCCAAUGGCCAAAGAAAGAGUCAUUGCAACCUUGUUAAAGAUGGAAGUUGACCACAAUACUCUGUAUGUGCUGCUGGGUGAUUCGGGCAUAAUUUGUCCGAAGACAAGAUACCUUCUUACGGAAAAGUUUCUUAUUACCAGACAGAUUUCAAAUUAUGUAUCGGUUCCUACCAUUAUUGGGUAUUUGGCAGCUUCAGAGAGUAGCCACAAGGUUCUUAGAGCUACUUUUCAAAAGUUGUUAGAUACUUGGUGUGAUAAGAGCAUCAUGGCUCAUGGAUCAUUUGAAUAUCACACAAACAUUACGAGAGGUCUUAUGGUUUGUCUUGCUCAUUUCACUGCAACAGAUAUUGACCAUUGUAGAGAUAAAGUUAUUGAAAAGAUGCUUCAUGGAGUUGGUCAUCACCUUGACAGCCCAAAUCAUCAGAUGAAGCUAGUGGGAAUGGUUACAGCUGAAGAGUUAACAAGAGUCCUAUGUUCAGAUGCCCCACAACUCAAAUUUGAAUACGAAGAUGAUAAACUUACCCUUGACUUAAAGAGUUUAGUAUGUCACAAAAAAAAGGAUAAUGUAUGUGAAACUUCAGAUGAUGUAGCAAAAGUGGAUGAUGGUAUGAUUGACAGCAUUUGUGAAAAUAAAUGGUGGCUGGAGGACUUUAAGUUGGAGUUACAAGAUUUGGGUAUGAUACCCAAGAGUUCAAACACCAUUUCCCAAGAAAAAGAUGAAGCUUUGAAAACUGAAAAUAUAGAAAAGAAAAAACAAUGUUUAGUAAAUACAGAUUUUUGCAGUGAACAAAUGGGGUCAAAUAGUUCUGAAGUACUGGACAGUGACGAUGAUGAAUUUCAACCAUAUGAUAUGUCGCAUGAUACUCCCAAGACAAAAGUUAGGCUACCAUCAUAUCCUCAAGAAGUGCUAGACUAUAUAAUUGAAGGCGAGGCAGAAAAGGUGGCAGCAGCUCUAGAGGUAUCGGAGAAGAUUGUACGGCGGGAAUCAAAGAGGAUGGAUUCUGAACUCUCUGUAGAGUUGGCAAAGGUUGUCCUUAGUUUAGAAGAUAAUUAUAGUACUCAAGAUUUUGAAGAAAAUCGUUUAAGAACUCUCAUUGCUCUGACUGUCUCGCACCCUAGCAAGUGUGCACUAUACCUUGGUGGGGAAUUUUACGAAAGGAACUAUAAUAUGAAAAAGAGGAUAGAUAUUAUACAUUCUCUUCAUAGAGCUGCAAUUGAAUUAUCAGGUGAUGAUUCAUCUACAUCAUCAUUUCUACAUGGUAAUCUUGUAACUACUAGUAAAGAUAAACAUAAUGUUUUGAAAGUUAAUGAAAUGAAAAAUGUUGCUGGUUGCUUUUUCUUUCCACUUGUGCAUGGCCUUACUGAGCCACGACCAUAUCUUGAUUUGAUGGACACCGAUCGCUCUCUUCUGUGUGAACUUUUGAGGACCCUUGGUGUGAUUGUUAAGGUAACUGGGCAGUGUGAAAUGACUCUGAAGAUGGCUGCAUGUCUCUUGGAGCUGACAUGGUUAUUACGCACACAUAGUGACUCUGAAGUUCGUGCGUCAUGUUUAGAAGCCCUUGGUGCAGGCUUGGGGUGUGUACCCAAUUCUGUAUUGUUGUCAUGUGUUCCAGGAGAGUUACUUGACUUGCAGCAGUGGUUAGCAAUAACUUUGAAAGAAGAUAAAGACAAAAAGUGUCAGCUUCUUGCUGCACAGUUGGCAUUGAAGCUGAACAAGUGCUUCUCUUAGUGCAAUAUCUAGGACCCCCCUCCCCACAACAUUCACUUUGUUUGCUGAACUUUAAUAAUGUACCACAACAUUUUGUUAAGACAACUUGCCUUGAUAUUUUGUAUGCAGAUUUAGCUCAUUUUCAUCUGUGUGGUUGGUAGUAAUUAUACUGUACUGUGUAUGAGAGAGAAUGGAGUGGCAACAAGACGUUGGUGGGUUGUGUGCAUGGCAACUUUUCCUAUGCCUCCAGACUUGUAUACAGUGAUUUUUAUUGUAUUGUUGUUAAAUGUAAUUCACUUUGUGAAUUAUUGACCUGUAAUAAAUUCUUAAGGGUCCAGGAUAAUUUUUUUUCUUUAAUGGAAGACCUGUCUAGGAGCUUUUUUAUUUCAGUAUGUUCAUUUUAAGAGAUUGGCUAUUUAUUUACUCUCUGGGUAUAUCUCUGGUCUAUCUGGAGUGUCAUGGGUGGCAAGUCAUAAAAUCUUGUGUACAUUUCAACACUAAAACUUUACAUUUUGUCCAAAAUUUGUAUUUCCUGUCUAUGAAGUACUUGUAUUGUUCCCCUCUCCUCUCCCAUAGCAGUAGAAAAGUACACCAAUUAGCUAUAGUAUUCAUCUCGAGCAUAAAUUAAUCAAAGGGUCACAGGAAGUAUUAUAACAAUCGCAUAAAUGUCAUUAUACUGUAUGAAAAGUAUUAAAUGUUAUAUGUUGAGUGCAUUUUUAUACCCAAGCCCAUUUUGGGCAAGAGGCACUGGCAGCUGUGCUGCAUAGAUGUGUUAUCACUAACAAAAAUGGCAUUACAACCAUAAACAUUUUGGAUAGCUGGAUGAUUUGAAACUUUGUUAGGUGUCAUCAUUACCACUAGUGUUGCUAAAAAUGGCUUAACAUUUGUUUAGCCAAACUAGCCAAAAGAUUUUCUGUACUUAGCUCUUUUGUCAUAUGUGAUUUAAGUGUUGUUGCUGCAUUUUGUUCACACCUGCUGUGCUCAGCAGGAUAAUUUAUUUUAAAUGAUGCAUUCCUUUAAUUUAUGUUUAAGAAACAUUAUAUUUGUUAAUAAUAGAAUGCUUAACAAUUUAAUAAAUGUAUUUUUCUAAUGUACUCUGAA